Messenger RNA from Corapipo altera (White-ruffed manakin), 736 nucleotides. Its product is annotated as protein TsetseEP-like. The record is from RefSeq and is a predicted model, not a curated record. Lineage: Eukaryota; Metazoa; Chordata; Aves; Passeriformes; Pipridae. The annotation marks the transcript as partial. The transcript is spliced from 3 exons.
AUGAGGCAGCUCUGGACCCUCCUGCUCCUGGCCGGGCUCUCGGGCCUGGCUGCCACCUUUCCCGUGGAUGAGCUGCCCGUGAACCCCCUGGAGCUUGGGGGGCCCGAGAGGAGCCCCCUGGAGAGAGGGGGGGCCCGAAAGGGUCCUGUGGGACCUGAGGAGCCUCAGGAGGGUCCUGUGGGACCUGAGGAGCCUCAGGAGAGUCCAGAGGAGGAAGAGGAGCCUGAAACCAGCCCUUUGGAGGAAGAAGAGCCUGAAACCAGUCCCUUGAAGGAAGAAGAGCCUGAAACGAGCCCUUUGAAGGAAGAGGAGUCUGAAGAGAGCUCAGAGGAGGAAGAAGAGCCUGAAACCAGUCCCUUGAAGGAAGAAGAGCCUGAAGAGAGCCCAGAGGAGGAAGAGGAGCCUGAAACGAGUCCUUUGGAGGAAGAAGAACCUGAGAAGAGUCCUUUGGAGGAAGAGGAGCCUGAAACAAGCCCUUUGAAGGAAGAGGAGCCUGAAGAGAGCCCAGAGGAGGAAGAGGAGCCUGAAACCAGUCCUUUGGAGGAAGAAGAGCCUGAAACCAGUCCUUUGGAGGAAGAAGAGCCUGAAACCAAGGAACCCGAGAAGAGUCCUUUGGAGGAAGAGGAGCCUGAGGAGAACCCAGAGGAGCCCGAGGAGCCUGGUGAGAGCUCCCUGGAGUUGGAGCUCUCCGGGGUGGAUCCAACCCUCCUCGCGGAGCUGGUGACCAGACUGCAAG